UUAACUCAAUUUCUAUAUAUAGAGUAACAUCAAUGUUGAAUCUCCAUGAAAUUUCUCAAAGAAGAGGUGCAGUCAGGAUUAACUAAUUAUGGCUGUUCAUCUUAAUUUGCAUAUCAUAAUUUUGUUAGUCUGGGCAAUCAAAGCAUCAGCAAUUCAUUGUCCGACGACUUGUGGUAAUGUCAGCGAAAUAAGAUAUCCCUUUGGAAUUGGAAAAGGCUGCUACUUCAAUGAAUGGUUUGCAGUAACUUGUGACAACUCUUCGGGCUCUCCAGUACCUUUCUUCAGUAAAACGAAACUGAAAUUAGCAGAAGACAUCUCUCGUCGAAGCAACGGGAUGGCCAUUGGAUUGAGCGCUUAUGUGAAUAUAUCGGAAGGUUUUAACCUGUCAGGAACGCCGUUUUCCUUUUCACAUAAGCUCAAUAAGUUCAUUUCCAGGGGUUGUAAUAAUUAUACCACGACGUUCGAAAGAUAUCAAAUCAAGUCAACAAAUGGGUGUCUGCCUAUUUGUACUUGUGAUCCUGCUAAAAAUCAUAAUUGCUAUGAUUUCAUGUGCACCGUUUCUUCAAGUCGUCAGUUUUUUUCUGAUAUAAGCGUUCCCAGGAACUGCAAAUCUGCCGUCAUGGUUGAGCAAGAUUGGCUCAAGACAAACUACCUAGCCACUACCAAUCCCAAUGUUCUGAAUGGAAGGGAACAUGUUCCUGUAGUGAUGGAAUUCGGAAGAUACAUGGGGAGUUGUGCUGAAUCAUAUUAUUAUAAAUCAAAUAAAACACUUUGUAACAAAGAUAAUUUUUGUCUAACACAAUUAGACUCAGGCUAUUUUUGUGUCUGCAGUCAGUCAAGAGGAAAUCGUGAUGAACAAGGCUGCACAGGUACGGAUUUAAACCACGAAAUGAAGUUAAAGUAAUAUUAGUCAAAUUUAAGGGUUUCAUUUCUGC
Molecule: messenger RNA, 935 nt
Organism: Pistacia vera
Lineage: Eukaryota; Viridiplantae; Streptophyta; Magnoliopsida; Sapindales; Anacardiaceae
Product: wall-associated receptor kinase-like 8
Exons: 1
Coding region: 89-904 (271 amino acids)
Source: RefSeq, a predicted model, not a curated record